Messenger RNA from Arctia plantaginis, 249 nucleotides. NCBI's taxonomy places the organism in Eukaryota, Metazoa, Arthropoda, Insecta, Lepidoptera, Erebidae. The record is from the annotation of a GenBank genome assembly.
AUGCUUAUUACAAUUCGAAGGUGUCUUACUAAUGAUCAAAAAGUUGUUAUGACAUCUCUGCAGUUAUAUAAAUAUUUACUACGGCAGUGUGAAAAGCUACCCCCUGACGCUUGUAAACAUUACAAGUUUUCAGUGAAACAGAGUUAUAAGCAACAUAAAAUUGAAUCGGACGCCCAGAGAGUUAAAGAUAUAAUCGCUAAGAGUAUAGAAGAUUCUGAAUGGAUUGUGAAUAAGUAUACUAAAAAAUAA